GAGUAACUCUGACCCUCGCCUUGUGAGGGUGAGGCCUCACCGUUUCAGGCUCUGGGGGCUGCAGGAAGCACAGGAGGGGCUUCCUGUGGGUGUAUUUUAAGAACAAAGGGAGGCCUCUAGCAGGUGGAGGGGACCCCUCCCUCCUGCCGCAGGGGUACCCAGGGGACAGGGCUUCGCCUUCUGGCCUCGAUGCGAUGCAGAGCUCAAGAGUGGGGCGUCCCAGGUCUCUGCUCACUGCUGCAGUCCCACCCACCUGUGUGCCCCUCACCCUCCAAGGCUUGUGCAUCCCUCAUUGGCAAGGUGUCCAUGGGGCACCAUCAGGGGACCUGAAGGAGGGGCCUUCAGCCAGCGGAGCCUCUGAGCCUGUGUCCCCCCUGUCCCCAGCAGGCCGGGCUGGGGGAGGUAGGGAGGUGGGGCCUGGGAGGGCCUCAUCAAUGGUGACUCAGCCGGGCCUGGGGUGGCUGCAGCUGCAUUGCAGCAGAUGCUGACAGUGAGGUCAAGGGCCAGCCCCCAAACAGAGUGGGACAGUCCCUGGGGCUCCCUCUCCCUGCCCUUGAGCCUGGCAGAGCUGGCUGGUGACUGAACCCUCCCUCACCACUCCCACCUGGCCUACACAGUCCGGGGCCAAUGAGUGCAGGAUGUGGGACUUCUGAGGGACCACAGAGGACAGUCUCCCCUCCAGACAGGGUCCCCUUUCCAGACUCCUCGUCUCACUGUCCCCCAGUCCUGGGUCCUGGGUUCUGGGAGCAGGUAGGCUGGGCUUUCACAGUGGACCGGCUCCUGGCCAGCUGGGGUCCCCUCCUUGUCCCCCUGCCCUGCUGUCCCCUCUGUCUUCUGUCCCCUUGUCCCCAGCCCUGGGUCCUGGGAGCAGGUGGCCUGGGCUUCCACAGUGUGUUGUCUACUGCCCAGAUGGGGUCCCCAGCCUGUGUCUUGGCCUCUCUGUCCUGCUGUCUCCCUGUCCCCAGCCCCGGGUCCUGGGAGUCAGGCAGGCUGGGCUUCUAGCUGCUUCCUUCCUUCCUUUCCUGGGACGGAAACCCCACUGGGUGGGAGCGCCAAGCUGGAGCUCUGUCAUCACCCUGCUCCCCAAGGUGACUCAGCCCCCAGGCCCCCACCCAUCCCCAGGGACCCUAGACAUAGUGAGGGGUAGAUAAAGGAGGGUGGCCCCCUCGGUUGGCCAGAGUGCGCUGACUAUCCCAGGCAGCAGUCCGCUGCCACUCCGGUCUGCCAUGGCCCGCUCUGGGGCUGCCACACUGCCAGCCCCAGCUCCAGGAGCCCCUCCUGGGAGCCUACCCCAGGGACUCAUUCAGGACAUGAAUGGGCCCCCGAGAGAGCUUCGUCCCCGGCUCUGCCACCUGCGGAAGGGCCCCCAGGGCUAUGGGUUCAACCUGCACAGUGACAAGUCCCGGCCAGGCCAGUACAUCCGCUCUGUGGACCCAGGCUCGCCCGCCGCCCACUCCGGCCUUCAAGCCCAGGACCGGCUUAUUGAGGUGAACGGGCAGAACGUGGAGGGGCUGCGUCAUGCUGAGGUCGUGGCUACCAUCAAGGCCCGCGAGGAUGAGGCCCGGCUGCUGGUUGUGGACCCCGAAACCGAUGAGCACUUCAAGCGGCUGCGGGUCACGCCCACUGAGGAGCACGUGCAAGGUCCACUGCCAUCCCCUAUCUCCAAUGGGACCAGCCCUGCCCAGUUCAACGGCAGCUCAGCAUGCUCUUCUCGAAGCGACCUGCCAGGUGCAGGCAGGGACGUGGAGGACGGCAGCGGCUGGAAGCGGGACCCCUUCCAGGAGAGUGGCCUGCACCUGAGCCCCACGGCGGCAGAGGCCAAGGAGAAGGCGCGUGCCACUCGGGUGAACAAGCGCGCCCCGCCCAUGGACUGGAGCCGCAAGCGGGAGAUCUUCAGCAACUUCUGAUCCUGUUGCCGCCGCUGCUGCCACCACCGCCGCCAGGCCGGGUGAGGGACCUGGAGGGCAGGAGGCAGCCCCCAGCCCUGCACUGUGCUCCCUGAGCCUUGGAGGACUGGAGGGGGCACCCUCACCCCGGAAGCCAUGGCCGCUCUGCGCUGCCUUCACCAAAAAACCAGCCAGCGAGUCCCCUCCUCCGCCACCCACCCGCCCACCGGCCUGAAGGGUGCUGGGACCAACCAUGUUGUAGCAGGAUGGGGAGAGGGAGAAAGGCAGAGAAGAGAGAGACAGACGGAGAGAGAAAAGACAGAGAGGGAGAGAAAAGACAGAGAGGGAGAGGCCAGGUGGGACCUGGGGCUGUGUAGCCAGGGUCUUGCUGGUGGGCACCGGCUGCAGGCGCUGAUGAGAAGGAAUUUAGUUUUGCUUUUCCUCCAAGUGUUCCAGCUCGCACGUGUUUCCACUUAGCUGCAGAGCCCCCUCCCCGCCCCGCCGGGACUCUCUCUCCAUAACUGCAAUAAAACAAGCAGUUCUCUGCAAACCAUUUCACCAGCCCCCAGGCUGCAGGAAAGGCGCAGGCACUUCCGGGGGUGGAGGGUGAUGGGCGUCGGACUGUGGGGCUCUGGGGAGGCAGCUGGGGCUGGAGGAGCUGGCCCCCAGCCCUGUUCUUGCACCAGGGGCCUUCGAGGGGCCAGAGGAUAGAGGCCCUGAGCCCUCUGAUGGGCAGGCUCUGGACAGGCCCCUCGCUCUGUGCCUCUGCCUUCUCCUGUCCCGCAGACCCAGUGACCAGCCCUUGACCGACUUCGCUGUCUGCCUUGUAAGCCAUAGCAAAUGUGCACACCUCGGGAAUAAACAGGCCUUGUUUGACCCUG
Messenger RNA from Echinops telfairi (small Madagascar hedgehog), 2767 nucleotides. It is a transcript of the gene NHERF2, whose product is annotated as SLC9A3 regulator 2. Bases 1227 to 1907 code for a protein of 226 amino acids. The transcript is spliced from 6 exons. NCBI's taxonomy places the organism in Eukaryota, Metazoa, Chordata, Mammalia, Afrosoricida, Tenrecidae. The record is from RefSeq and is a predicted model, not a curated record. Gene Ontology annotation, cellular component: apical plasma membrane. Gene Ontology annotation, molecular function: protein-membrane adaptor activity; signaling receptor binding. Gene Ontology annotation, biological process: protein localization to plasma membrane.